Molecule: messenger RNA, 561 nt
Organism: Monoraphidium neglectum
Lineage: Eukaryota; Viridiplantae; Chlorophyta; Chlorophyceae; Sphaeropleales; Selenastraceae
Exons: 3
Coding region: 1-561 (186 amino acids)
Source: RefSeq, a predicted model, not a curated record
AUGGGGAAGAAGCGAUUAAAGCCUGCGUCUGAUGGAAAUAAACACAAACCAAAACACAAGGCGAAGAAACAGAAGAAGCCCUCGCAGCUGCAGGACGCCCCCCUCCCGCGCGGCGCCGAAGACAGCGACGCCGACGGCAGCGGGGGCGGCGGCAGCGGCUCCGAGUCGGAGGUGGAGCUCAGCGAUGAGGACGUGCGGUUUGUGCGGCAGCACGCGCGGGGCAUAGGUUUUCUGGAAAACCUGGAUGCCCAAGCGCUGGACAGGUCGGUCAAAGACAAGCAAAAGGCCGGCGUCGCGGCCGCCGCGCGCAAGGCGGCCGCCGAGGAGGCCGCCGCCGCCGCCGCCGCCGCCGCGGCUGGCGGGGGCAAUGGCGCGGCCGCUGAUGGGGAGGGGGGGCGGCGCGAGAAGGCGGGCGAGGAUCAAGGGGAGGAGGAAUAUGAGCGGCGGCCGAGGGCGCGGGAGCAGGUGGGUGCAGCGGGGCGCGCCGUCACGCCCUGCACACCACGGGCGCCGCGCCGGCUUGGGAGCGGGCGCCCGCCGCCCGCCCGCCCGCCGCUCUGA